AUGAAUAAAAAGGUAUCUUAAGCUCAUGAGUAAAACUAAACAUCCACCUAGGAUAUCCACAUUUUACAAUGGCUCAUGGACCAUCUGAUGUUUGAGAUUGGACCUGGUCCUAAAGUCAUGAAGCUCAGUUAUCUCGUCAAUUUUUAAAAGGCUGGAAUGUGUUUCUAUGUUCUUUCCUUAAUGUUCUGUUUCAAUAAUUUCUCUGAAGCAAUGUGGUCUUAUCUUUUAUUGCAUGGAUCAUAUGGCGCCUUUUGGAUUCUUAAGGAUUUAAUAUUCCCAGACCCAGUUUUCCAGAAAAAAGCAACAGUCUUCGGACUUUUUACUUCGUUUGCUCUUGUGCUAGGGCAUUACUUUGUCCCGGCUUAUAUGCUAGCUUCAGGAAGAGCUGACAACAACCUUACAUUUGAAAGAAUCUGGGUAAGCUAUUUAAUUUAUGUGAUUGGAAUUAUCCUAAUGCUCUUGUCUGACAGUUAGAAGUAUCAUACCUUGAGGUUUAAGAAGGGUUUGAUCUCUGAUGGCAUGUUUAAAUAUACUAGAAAUCCUAAUUAUUUUGAUGAAAUUCUAGUCUAUGGAUCUUUUAUCAAUCUUGUUAAUGAAAAAAUCAGCUACAUUUGUGUAAUGCAAGUAUGGUUCCUAAUUUUCUCAUUGAGAAUGUAUUUGAAGGAUCUCUCUCUAAGAAGGAAAGAAGGCUGGGAAGAAUACUCUUAAAGGUCCUGGCUACUAGUUCCUAAGAUUAACGGAAGGGUAUUUGACAGUUUAAUCUUUUACUCCGCUCUUCUUUUCUCUAUUUAUUACUGCUACUUCAACGGGGGCUUUGUUAAAACUGCUAUUGAUUUAAGAAGAAUAUUGAUCAAACACUGA
Messenger RNA from Stylonychia lemnae, 861 nucleotides. NCBI's taxonomy places the organism in Eukaryota, Ciliophora, Spirotrichea, Sporadotrichida, Oxytrichidae. The record is from the annotation of a GenBank genome assembly.